Cooperia oncophora is the source of this 2112-nucleotide messenger RNA. NCBI's taxonomy places the organism in Eukaryota, Metazoa, Nematoda, Chromadorea, Rhabditida, Trichostrongylidae. The record is from the annotation of a GenBank genome assembly.
AUGGCUACGAAACACAAAAACGAAAUGCAGGACCUCGUUGAGCAGAACACCAUGGACCGGGAAGACUGGGAGAACGAGAGGCAACAGUUGGAAAAAUCAAAGGGUACGAUCGUCGCUGAUUUGCGAGCGGAUCUGGCCAGGGCUGAAGCUGAGCUGAAAGACGCUGCUACACGAGAGAAUGCUCUCUAUGCUGAUCUCAAUGAAGCCAGAGAGGAAAUAAAAGAUCUGCUACAACGAAUCGAAAAAGAAUCUCGUGUGAAAGAAGAACAAGAAGCUCACCAGCGCGAAAGGGAGGACUCUCGGGAAAGGAAUCGCCUCACGUUCGCCGCGCAACUUGAGGAAAGUCAAGUCAUGCUCGUGAAAUCUGCUGCUCAACUGGAGGAAGCCACCAGGAGAAAACUAGUUCUGGAGGGAGACAUCGCCAAGCUUGAAGCGGCUUUGACAAGAAAGUCAGCAUCAGUGAAGGAGCUGGAAGAGAAAGUUGACGAGAUGGCAGCAAAGCUGCGUGAAAACGAAGAACAAGAACAAAAAUACAAGGAUAAAAUGGCCGUCCUUGAAAAGGAAAACUUCAAUUUGAACGUGUCGAAAGACAAAACUUCCACCAGACUUGCUGAAGAACAGAAAAGAACUGCUGAAUUGGAGCAGAAGCUUCGGGAAGUGAGCAAGGGUAAACAGAGUGCGGAGCUCAAAGCGCGAAGUGAGCAGCAGCGAAGCAGUGAAAGAGAUGGGAAACUUCAGACGCUCACCAACAGAAUCAAAGAACUGGAGGUUCAACUUGCCGAUAAAGCCGCUCGUACUGACGUCGAUAGCAUAAUUGUGAAGAAAAUCGAGUCAGGUGGACAGGCAUUAGCGAUGGAACUCGAUAGACAGAAACAUACGAAUGCCGAGCUUGCCCGUCAGAAUGAGGAGCUACGUGGGACAUGCAAAGCGCUUGAGGAGGAACUGGUAGCCACGAGAGCCGCACUGGAGAAGAAGACAACCGUCUCCAAGCAGGCGAUGACCGAUCUGCUUAAUAACUAUAAGGAUUCUGAACGGAAGUCUAUGGAAAGAGCCACUGAAUGCGAGCAACUCAAAGCUCAACUUCACUCCGUCAGUGCCAAAUUGGAACGCCUCGAAAAACGUCGGACCGAUUUGGAGGCACGCGUCGAGGAAGGUGAAAUGAGGAAUGCUGAGUUAACGAAGAAAAUACAUCAAUAUGAACGAAGUGCUAAAAUGGCGUUGAAUCUAGCCGGCACUUCUACUACGCUCCGUGGCGGUCAGUCCAUCGUCGAUAUUCCGAGGACCACGGCAUCAUCAGGUUAUGGCGAUUCAACCUCCAUGCUUCGCACAACUUCAAGCUCACACGACCUUUCCAUCAGAACCUCACCGGAAAGAACUGUUCACUUCAUGGAACACGGCGCUGAUAAGCUUCUGGAUAUAAGUUCUUCCAUGGAGAUUACACUUCGAUUCCUCAAAGAACGAAUUGAACAACUGGAGAGGGACAAGACUGAGCUCAUGAAUGAUCUGAAAGCGCAACAUGAUGAAAUGCAAAAGAACCUAGAGAAGACGAAGGAGGCCGUAGGAAGCAUGCAGACGUUGGAGAGGAAAGUUCAAGACCUUCAAAAUGAGAAUGAAAACCUCGAAUCUCGUCUGGCUACUCAACGACAACUCUAUGUAUCGAACGAAGAGACAAUGCGAGCGAAGGAUCUGGAGCAUCGAGGCUUGAAGGCAAAAAUCAUGAGUGCUGAACUGCACAUUCGCGAGAAAGACAGCAAAAUCAAUCAGAUGAUGAGUCAAAUGGAGGCAUUACGUGUGGAGUUGUCUCAGAUGGCUGCUGAUCGACAGAGACUGAUGUCUGCUGCAAAGGGAACCGAACACGAAAUGAAAAGUCUCGAAGAUAAUGCUCAUUCCAUUCGAAUGGAACGCGAUCAGCUUGCCGCACGCUUGAACGAUGUGAAUUUGGAGCUAAAGAAUACACAAGGCCGUCUUAAUGACGCUGUCGCAGAGUUGGAACAAGUGAAGAGAGCUCUCGAAGAUUCUCGACGCCAACAACAGAAGCAAAGAACAAUGGAAGACUCACAUAUGAGGAAAAGACUGGAAACAAGCGGCUGUCACUGGCGAAGAAGAACUUGA